AUGAAGCUCCUUCUUCUGGGCUCGGCCAUUGUCCUGCUGCUGGCCUUUGGCCCCCCAGUGAGCUGUGAGUUACGACAGUGCUGGAAAGGUGCUGGGACCUGUAGAACCUUCUGCACUCGAAAGGAAGUUUUCCUCUACUUCUGCAAAGACAACUCCAUGUGCUGUGCCUAUUCCUUCAUGAUGAGGAAGCCUGAGCCUGAGCCUAAGCCUGAGAAUAGCCAGGCAACCUAGUGAGAGGCAAAAGCACGUGCUGGGACCAGAAAGGAUUUUGCAGAGGGCAGUGUCAAAAAAAGGAGAGAUUCUACAUAUUCUG
Molecule: messenger RNA, 313 nt
Organism: Vombatus ursinus (common wombat)
Lineage: Eukaryota; Metazoa; Chordata; Mammalia; Diprotodontia; Vombatidae
Gene: DEFB124
Product: defensin beta 124
Exons: 3
Coding region: 1-231 (76 amino acids)
Biological process (GO): innate immune response; cellular response to peptidoglycan; canonical NF-kappaB signal transduction
Cellular component (GO): extracellular region
Source: RefSeq, a predicted model, not a curated record